GGAAAGAUCUCCCUCUGUUCGGUCCGCUACACAGUUCGUGGGUUGUAGGUCACAUCAUCACACUCGGUUCCCUGGUUACGUUUCUUGCCCAAACGGUGCAUCGUUCAGCGCGGAGAAAACUUUCCUCCGGUCCCAAUUCCAGUCAAAAUUAUCCCGGCACAGCAGGAAAUGCUUCCGGAAUUGUUUGUGUUCUGAAAAAAUAUGCUCCAAAAAAGUGCCCGUCCCGGUUACAAGCGAGUGAUCAAAAAGACGGCCCUGGUGCUGCUUGCAGCGGAAGCGAUUGCCUUCGGUGUUUCCUACGCGGGGUGGUAUCGACUCAACACUGACAGAGAAUUCCGACAUUACGUAAAGGAGAACUAUCCGACGAUCUUGGAGGGCUACUACCAAGUAGGCGAGGUUUUCAGCAAGGACAACACGAUUCGCAACGUGGACGAGCAGAUUUGGGCACAGGAGCGAGCAUCGAGUGUGGGUGGCAGCAGCAAACCAUGAAUGUUAUCAUCAAAUCCGUAGUCUAUCUAGUAGCGUUCGGUGGCGCCGGGUACGUCCUGUCCGAGAUUACCAAACCGAGCAAGGAGAAAAUUGAUUUAUUGAAGCGGCAGCAUCAGCACGCAGGGACCACUGCAUCGGAAGCUUCCAGCAAGAAAGC
This is a messenger RNA of Aedes albopictus (Asian tiger mosquito), 646 nucleotides long. RefSeq lists its product as uncharacterized. The coding region runs from base 202 to 489 and encodes 95 amino acids. NCBI's taxonomy places the organism in Eukaryota, Metazoa, Arthropoda, Insecta, Diptera, Culicidae. The transcript has 2 exons. The record is from RefSeq and is a predicted model, not a curated record.